Messenger RNA from Penaeus monodon (black tiger shrimp), 5473 nucleotides. RefSeq names its product adenylate kinase isoenzyme 1-like. The record is from RefSeq and is a predicted model, not a curated record. Gene Ontology annotation, molecular function: AMP kinase activity; ATP binding. The coding region runs from base 122 to 733 and encodes 203 amino acids. Gene Ontology annotation, biological process: nucleoside triphosphate biosynthetic process. Lineage: Eukaryota; Metazoa; Arthropoda; Malacostraca; Decapoda; Penaeidae. Gene Ontology annotation, cellular component: cytosol; cytoplasm. The transcript is spliced from 6 exons.
GAGAGAGAGAGAGAGAGAGAGCAGCGCGUCGGCCCAGCAGUCGUUCGUGAACCGGCCCACCUGCCUGUCGACCCUUCUGCUGCUGCUGUGUUCCUGCUGCUGCUCUGCUUGAACCUGAACCAUGGCUCCCGUGGAGAGGAAAGCCCUGGACCUCACCCCCCUGAGGGAGGCUAAGCUGCCCGUCAUCUUCGUUCUGGGCGGUCCAGGAUGCGGCAAGGGAACGCAGUGCGAGAAGAUCGUCAAGCAGUACGGCUACACCCACCUUUCCUCCGGUGACCUGUUGAGGGACGAGGUCAAAUCGGGGUCAGAGCGCGGCAAGGCCCUCAACGAGAUCAUGGGAAGGGGACCUUUAUUACCUUUGGAGGUCGUGCUUGACCUCAUCGCCGAGGCCAUGCUCCAGAAGGUCUCCGCCUCCAAGGGCUUCCUGAUCGACGGCUACCCGAGGGAACAGGCUCAGGGCGUUCAGUUCGAGCAGUCUAUCCUGCCCUGCACCAAGGUCCUGUACUUCGAGGUUCCCGACGAGGUGAUGGUGGAGCGCCUCCUGAACCGCGCCAAGACCUCCGGCCGCGUCGACGACAACGAGGAGACCAUCAAGAAGCGCCUGGCGACCUUCCACAAGCACUCAGAGCCCGUGAUCCAGCACUACAAGGACAAGUGCGCCACCAUCGUCGCCCUCGGCUCUCCUGACGAGGUGUUCGCCGAGGUGCAGAAGGCCCUCAGCACCAUCCAGUGAGGAGGAGGUCCCGGAAACACACUCCCACUCCUAGCGUCAACCUCCUCCUCCUUCUUCUUCUUCUUCUUCUUCUUCUUCUUCUUCUUCUUCUUCUUCUUCUCCUCCUCCUCCUCCUCCUCCUCCUCCUCCUCCUCCUCCUCCUCCUUCUUCUCCUUCGCCUGGCUCUUGGGUUUCCCCCCUUUUGCGGCUCUCGUCCCCCUCUAUUUGACGUCUCCUCGUGCUCUUUCUCCGUGUCUGUUUCUGUGCUGCUCUUCUCUGGUCUUCCAAAGGCUCCGAACUCCCGAUUAUGUCUUCCUCGACAACCUCCAGAACUAUGCAUUACAAUUAAUUUAAGAGUGACUUCGGAAGAAAGCAAUACAAGUCUACGCAUCUGACCGAACAUUUACUCGAGGGAGCUAAAAUCACUUCCUCUUCGCGACCUGCUACUCUCCCAGCGAGAGAGUAAGUCACGUGGCACACGGAGUUAGCUAGACAUCACGAUUCUGUGUCUUGUCAACCUGCUAGGCAAAUGCUCACCAUGCACUUAAUUCCACAAAUCACGAGUGAAGGGAAAAGCUUCUUGGAUACGCCGACGUACAAGUGUCUCUCACAAGGAGGUUUAUUUUAAUCUAGUUCAGUGAUGGACUGCGCCCUUGUCAGUAGGAACACCGAAAGCCGAAGCGGCCGGCGCCCAUAUUGGGCGGCCGACGUCAGUUCUCUAUUGCUGUUAUCAUCGUCAUCAACUAUCAUGCUUUUUAAGUCAUUGCCAUAUUUUUCUUGGUGGAUAUUGACUUUAUUACACAGGACGAUUCCACUUAUACUUUCGGACUUACGGAAUAAACUGUGACUCUGGACUUGUUGUCUGACGCUGACACCCUUGACAGCCCUCUUGACAUGCAUUUGACGCCGGGAAUUGUAAUGAAAUAAAACUAUCGAGUUCUAUGUUACAAAUUACGAUGUAUGGCCAUGCAAAACCACUGAUUACUGAUUAUAAAUAGUACUUUACUAGACUGGAGGAGGAAUUGCGACUCAAAGGGAAAUUUACAGUGACUUGCUCUUUUUGACUGACUGGGGGAAGGACUAGAAUAGCACAAGAACUGACUUAUAAAGGUAUUUAUGACUUACUGAUGAGACCAAUGAAGGAACUCCUGACUUAACGAGGGACUGGUCUGCCGACCAAACCGCUGACAUGAGAAGCCCAGGAGAAGAAUUACGACUGACAGUUAAAAAGGAUGAAGCUUACGAUAAAUAUUAAGUGUGACUGACGAUAAAAGAUAUAAGCGUGACUGAUGAAGCUGUAUGACUAAUGAAGAAGCUGUGACUGACUGACUUAAGGGACUGCAAAUGACGAGGGAACUAACUACUCAACGAAUCUGUGGUUGACAAGGUACUGACGAGGAAGAACGAAGAGUCAGAGGGCAAUACAAAAUCAAGACUAAACGGCAUAGAUUUUGACUGAAGUAAACAAAAAAUACGACUCGUCUGGUGCAAUUUUGACUGACUGGAGAUAUGAACUUUGACUGACUGAAACAGGAAUGACUGACUUAAGGGAUAACUUCUGGAUAGAUUAUGACUGACUAAAUAACUGAUUUACAUAUUUUUUAGCCUAUGACCAUCUAAAAAAAUAUUGACUGACGAAAGAAAUCAGGUUUGACUGAAGAAAAUAUGACUGAUCAAGAAAAAAUAACUUUCCAACUGUACCUAUGACUAACUGAAAUAAUUAUGACCUUAAUUAUUUACCGCAUCUCCUCUCUAUCUCACAAAAAAUCAAAGAAACGAAUCCUUGACUGAAUGAAGACACUAUAAACCCAAACUGACUGAUAACUAAUCCCGUGACUUACUGAAAGCAAAGCCAACGUGACUAAGUGAAGACGGUGAGACCAGAGAUUGGAUACUAACUGAACGUUGAACAAAUACACAUAAAGGUGAACCAGACUGAUACUAAUACUAAAAAAAACAUAUUUUAGGUUGUCAAAUAAUAUAAAAAGAUAAAGACGCAAGCAGACUGUAUACUUACGGUGCUCAAACGUGACAGAUAUCGAUGACUGACAAAUCACAAACGGCUUUUGACUAACAGACUGUAUAUCAACUGCCACGCCUGGAUAAAAUAACAUGGAGAAUAUUAAAACGGGAAAACAGAGGACCACAGACUGACAGACACUAGACACUAGACAGAACAGACAGAUACAAACAUUUUGGAUGACUUUAGAAGACCUAUAUAUACACCUUAUUAAAACGACACACUUCAGACAAAGACGAACUUCAGACAUGGCUCUUGAAAAAAACAACGAAAGAUUGUAGACUCUUGGAACAGACGAACUAAGAUUAACUGACUGUUCUGAUUUUACUGAAAGACCUAAGAGAAAUGGAAUUAAUCUGUAAAUAAGGGAAAAACUUCAGCUGUGACUCGGACAGUGACUUCAUGCUGCGGAAGUGACAAUGACAGGAUACUGACAAACUAUAUACCGUUGAAAUGACUGAAGACAUAGAGGCUUUAGACUAUAACAGACUUUCGUAAGACUUUUAGGACCAAAGGUUUACACUGACAUUUGACACGACUUCAGAAUAACAUUGACUCGCUUGACAGGACUUCAGAAUAACACUGACUCUCUUGACAGGACUUCAGAUUGCCAUUGAUAUUUGCCAGAACUUCAGUUUAUCACAGACACAUGACAGGACUAAGGAUUUACACUGACAUUUGACAGAACUAAAGAUCAACUCUGAUAUUUGACAGGACUUCAGAUUAACACUAACUCUUGACAUGACAGACCGACGUGGCGGACGUGAACUGACAAGACGGUGCAGUAUUAACUGACGAGGCAAAUGAUGUUGUGUAGAUGUGAUUCAUUAUACAGGGAACCCAUGAGUCACCGUGACAGACCCCGCUGACUCACCAUAACGAACUCAUGACUCACAUUGAUAGACCCUACAGACUCACGAAAGACCUAAGUGACUCACUAUAAACUCGUGACUCAUGACAAAUCCUACUGAGACGCUAUAAAGAAGCCCUUUUGAUUCACAAUGACAAGCCGUAGAUAAGUCAUUAUGACAGACAUGACUGAAACCAGGACUCGCCGAGGGACAGAUCCGACUGACUCGCUAUAAAGAAUACGUGACUCACCAUGACGGACCUGAUAUGAUUCGUCACAAAGAAAAAGAACACGUGACUCACUGAAACAGACCUUGCAGACUCAUUAUGAAGAACCCAUGACUCAGAUUAAUAAACCUUACUGACUCAUUUAUGCCAAAAAGAGACUGUGGCGAACGGACGUGACUCACCAUGACAGAACCCUAACGUGACUCGCCAUGAAGAACCGAGGACUCGUCAUUGACUCAUUAUAACAUAAAUAAACUCAUGACUCAUCUCAACAGACCCUUACCCUCAGAAUGAAACAAGAAAACGAGGAUAAAGCAUAAAAAAAGAUAAUAAAUAUGUUCAAAGACUUAACGUACGAAUUCGUAGAAAGUCAGAGAAAGAAGGAUAUUCCGCCAUUUUGUUUUUUUGACUGCCUGGCUGAGAGGUUUAAAAAAAAAAGUGCGCGGGAUAAAAAAUAUAUACGUGAAUUGUUUCUGAAUUGGCGUUCAGCCUAAAUGUGAUUCUCAGAUUCAGGAAAUGUUUUAAGAAUAUAUAGAAAAUAUACAUAUGAGGAAGUUUUUUUCUUUAACGUAAGACUUUAUAAGUAUAUAAAAAAGAGGAAGUUUUGUUUUUGUUUUGUUUUUAACUCUAACGUAAGACUUCAUAAGUAUAUAAAUAAAGGACACAGGUAACCCUAACGGAAGGACAGACGAGGAGAGAGAAAACUGGACAAAACUGAACUGGACCGCCAUCUUGGAAAAUAGAAAACGGAAAUUGCAGUGAAAUGUUUAACAAGAACGAUUUUUUUUUAAGUUUACUCAUCACUCAAAGUCAAGAAGUAGGAAACACAGUUGAGAAUCACUUGAGCGGAAUUUUAGUCACCCUAAACUCUAGGAAGCCGCUCUUCUAGAAAUCUUCCAUCAAGCACCGAUUAUAUAUAUUUUAAAAAACAGAACACCCAUCUCGCUUAUUUAUCACGUAGGCAAACUCUUUACCUCGCUGUGCACACAAACAAGUGUUCCUCGCUCUCACGACGCAAAGCACUUAGGCACAGUUGCAUGAAAUAAAGAGUUGCAUCUAGGUUGUGAGACGAAAAAAAAAAAGAGAUUAACAAGAUAAAAGCUAUAUUAUGUAUAUAUAUUCAUUAUUUCGGUUAUGCACUGGAGGUAUAGCCCGUAGGUCGCGUCUGGUAGAAACUCCCGCUGGUUGGAGGGUUGUAUAACGGCUAUUUGGUGGAUAAGGAAUGCUGUGAUUAAUUUUCUUUAAAAAAAUACAAUAAAAGAAAAAGGUAAAAUCUCGCGAAUCGUCAAAAACAUCGCAGUUUCCUAUACCCUUAUUCCGUUCUAUUAUCUACCGGACGCUCCUGUAUGUGACAUGGAUCAAAACGUUUUACAAAUAUCCCCCUCUGAAGGGAUUAGUCGUCAAGGCUCCAUAAGAUCGAAAUUCCAUCGUUCUUCGAAGCGAAAAAUCGUCUCUAUGAUCCCGAUCCCAUAAGGUUGUUAUUGUUUUUUUUUCUUCACCCCGACCGUGUGCUUCCUCUAUGAGCCGCCACGACCUCUCCCUUCAGACAUUCACCCGCCGGAGGUUUCAGUGUUGUUAUUGAAGCUUGUUGAUUGAAUAUUAAAAAAUACACACCUGUAUUUUUUUUCAUAAAUUGUUUUUGCUCCAUAAAAUAUAAAAAACUC